Spirodela intermedia is the source of this 3633-nucleotide messenger RNA. Lineage: Eukaryota; Viridiplantae; Streptophyta; Magnoliopsida; Alismatales; Araceae. The record is from the annotation of a GenBank genome assembly.
AUGGGCUUCUUCAGCCCCAGUGGCUCCAAGAACAGGUAUUUGGGGAUAUGGUUCAAGAAGGUCCAAGUUCAGAACGUCCUGUGGGUAGCGAACCGAGGACGGCCGCUGGAAGACUCCAGCGGGGUUCUAAAGUUCAGCGAAACGGGGAACUUAAUCGUCGUUGGCAAAGCUGGCGUGGUCGUCUGGUCGUCGUCUGUGGCGGCUAAUGGAUACGGGAAGUUUCGUUAUCAGAGACGAGAAUCGCAACCAAUCGAGCGGCGCUUCCUACCUCUGGCAGAGCUUCGAUGAACCUGGGGAUACCCUAAUCGCCGGCAUGAGGUUGGGGGUGAACAAGAAGACCGGCGCUACCCGUCACCUCACCUCGUGGAAGAGCACCGCCGAUCCGUCUCCCGGGAACUUUACGAUGAGGAUGAACAUCAGAAACCUGCCCCACGUCGUCCUGCUGGAGGGCAACACUGUCAGGUGGAAUAGCGGCCCUUGGAACGGCGUUACGUUUAGCGGACUCCCGGACAUCAAUUCCACCGAUAUGUUCCUGGCCGACGUCAUCUACGACGAACAAGAAGUCUACUACCAGAUCGAGAAGACCAGUAGUAAUUCGAACCCCAUCAUAGUGGUCCAACCGUCAGGCUUGGCGGAGCUGCGGUUGUGGAACGCGCGGACCUCGAGUUGGAACAGCUUUUUCUCAGGCCCGGUGGACCUGUGCGACGCUUAUGGCAGAUGGGGGCCCAAUGGCAUCUGCGGUUCUAACAUGUCGCCCGUGUGCCAAUGCCCGACGGGGUUCGAGCCGAGGUCGCCGCAGGAGUAGUACCUACGAGACACCACUGGCGGGUGCGUGCGGAAGGUGAAGCUACAGUGCGGUGGAGAUGGGUUUCUGCAAUUGCAGGGGAUGAAGAUGCCAGACACGAAGAACUCAACGGUGAAGAUGAACAUGACGCUCGAGGAGUGCCACGAGAGUUGCCUCAACGACUGCUCUUGCACUGCCAACUCCAGUGCCUACGUUAGAAACACAGGAACGGGGUGCGUCACCUGGUUUGGUGACCUCAUGGACAUCAGGAUCGUCGCAAACGGACAGGAAGAUUUAUACAUACGGGUGCCGGGCUCUGUCCUAGGUCUUCCUUUUCUUGCUCCACAUAUUCUUUUUCUCCUUCCUGUUCUUCAUCUUAUCGUUCAUGUUCUUACUUUUUCUCCUCGUCCGCUGAUAAUGAUGACUUGUGACAGCAAAAUCUGUGAAAGGGAAGAGCAAGCGAAAUGCGGCGCUCGUAGCCUCGGCAAUCGUCGUCUUUUCACUGUUCCUGGGAGCUUUGUGCGGUUUAAUAGUCAACAGGCGGACAAGGCUCAAGCGUCGGAAGCUGAUGAUGAUUGAUGGAGGUAACAUGUUAAUCUUCGUUACCUACAUCUAUAUUUACUGAAUUGGUAUAAGAACAACCUUAACUUCUAAUUGGCAGAUUGAACAAAAUGGUUCUAUACAUUACUCGACUCUACCGUUUAUUUAUUUUUCCGUAGAAAAUCUAAUUAUUUGACGCUAGCUUAGAGAUGCUAGAUAAUCCAUUUUUUAGUAUGAAAUAUGCACCGUUUACGUGGCAUCAUCUUCAAUCAGAAGUAGGUAUGUGAUUCAUUUAUGUUCAAUGGCAUGAAACAGCUAGCUCUAUACGCUCUUUCACUGGUAAAUAAAAAGUAUCUUUACAUUACAAUAUAUAUAACGAAAUUAAGAAUGCAUGCACAUAAAUCAUUGUGCUAAUAACAUUAUGAUAAAUAGAUAGACCCCUGAAAAGCUUGCAGCAUGACUCUUUAAAAGUUCGGAAAUAUGAAUGAUUUCCGACUGUAUGACCAAGGUCUUGUUAAAGGGAAUUUACGCAUAAUCUAUUUUCGUCCCUGUGAGAAACUCAUACUGAUCGCAUAUUUAUUGAAAGUCCCAUCUUUGGUGACAGAUAAAGGGAAGAAGCACAUUGACGUGAGCAUCGCUGUGGAGGACUCGGAGCUCCCAUUAAUGGAGUACAAAACGAUCGUGUCAGCCACUAAGAACUUCUCACUAAGAAACAAGGUUGGCGAAGGCGGAUUCGGAACUGUUUAUAAGGUAGAUUUCCCAAUGAACAAAUAGAAUGAAGAUGUCCAUAAAUACAAAGUCAUGUGUUUUAGAAAGUGACUCAUCGAGAUGGUUUGCUAGGGAGUCUUGGACGAUGGCCAGGAGGUGGCAGUGAAGAUGCUCUCUUGGACCUCUGUUCAAGGGGUCAAUGAGUUCAUAAACGAGGCAACGCUUAUAGCCAAACUUCAACACAAGAACCUCGUUCGGCUACUCGGCUGCUGCAAUCAUGGUGAAGAAAGGAUGCUGAUCUACGAAUUCAUGGAGAAUAGCAGCUUAGACCGCUUUAUAUUUGGUUAGUAAUAAAACAUUCUCAUGUCGAGUAACAUAAAAUAUGUAUUUCCAUGGCACUUGCUUGAUUUUUUUAUUCAUUAUCAAAUAAUAUAUGUUGAAUGACACUAACUUUUAAACUCAUUUACUCUUCUUCCAAGGUAGAUAGCCUUGCAAUAUUGAUUGGCUGAUUAAUUAGACCAAGAGAUUGAUCACUAUUGCAUUGAAUCAGGCAGAAGAACGUCUGAUAUUUUAGAUUGGAGUCUUCGUUCGGACAUCAUCCUUGGCGUCGCCCGAGGGCUCAUGUACCUCCAUCACGACUCGAGAUUCAAGAUCAUUCAUAGAGAUCUUAAAGCCAGCAACAUCCUCCUCGACGAAGCAAUGAACCCAAAAAUUUCCGAUUUUGGAACUGCGAGGAUCUUCGGAGAGCAUCAAACCAUGGAGAAUACGAGAAGGGUUAUCGCUACAUAGUAAGUACCUAUUGAUUUACUUUCUUAUUUUGAAUUUCUCUGAUUAUGUACCUUAUUUAUUGUUUAGCAGUGGAUAUAUGUCUCCGGAGUACGAUAUAAACGGGAUCAUCUCACUGAAAUCUGAUGUCUUCAGCUUCGGAGUUCUUGUCCUAGAGAUCCUCAGUUGUCAGAGAAACGGAGGGAUCUAUGAAAGCCAAGGUCACCUGAAUCUCCUUUCCCAUGUGAGUGCUUGAAGACCUUUCAAAUAAACAAUCAAUUCUGAUGACUAGAUUUAAAUUUCUUGCCCGUGGUAGUAUUCUGUUAACCAUGCGAUAACCAAGAAACUGCAUCCAUGGAGGUGUUAUAGGCUGGAAGCUAUGGCUAGAAGGUGACUGCCUGGGAUUCCUCGACGAGACAAUACGCAGUUCCUCAAAUCCCAAAGGGAUGGUGACGUACGUACAGAUUGGCCUGCUGUGUGUUCAAGAGCACCCGGCCGACCGUCCGACCAUGGCUACUGUCGUCAUGAUGCUGGCGAGCGAAGACUUCCCGCUGCCUUGCCCCAAGCAGCCCGGCUUCCUGGCUCUAAGUAACUGCAAGCACUCAGCCGAGGUUUCCUCGUCCUGCAGCCUAACAAUGACAGUUGUCGAUGGUCGGUAGAGCAGUAUCAGUUUGUGGCAGCCAGAAGGAGUUCUACAGUCCACUGCUGAAAGCGAUCACAAACCUCUCCGGAAUAUUUUCUUACAGAUGUAAGACCUUCUGAGGCUGAGGGAGCCCAGAGCUAAGACACUGCUGGCUGGAGUUUUGUGUAAGAUUUAUGGAGGGGAACUAAUGUAG